CCAGACCUGCGGUUGAGCCCGAGAGACAGAAACAUCGGCCAAGGCCGGGCCGAGUAUACCAUCUUCGAAGACGCAUUUGCCAGCCGCCUCCCAGCAUGUCCGGCAAGCCCAGCGCCAGCCAGACACCCUUUGUGUUUCAGAAAACGGCCCUGGGCAGCGUCGCUGUGCCGACAAUCCAGCCCCAACAACGUCUCCCGACCACCACCAACCCCAAGUCUGGGCCUACAGCUUUUGACGGCGAGACGGGCGACUUUCCGCCGGCUCGGGCGGCUGCCGAGACAUCCAGAUCCACGACCGGCCGAGCCCCCUCGAAACCGCCCCCAAUGAGUGCGUCGCCGCCGCCGCAGUGGCCCAAUCCCGCACAGAGCAGAUCAGCGCCGCGCCGAGGCUCGGCAGACAAUCUCGACAUGAAUCCGACACACGGCCUGCUGCAUCGAAUACCCAAAAUGAGGGUCGAGGAGCUCACGGACCAGCUGAUUCCGCCUCUGAUGGUCUUCUGCGACGAGGCUGCUAUGGAACAGCUAGUGGCCGAUUGCGUAGCGUCGAUCAGAAGCUUGACCCCCAGCAACGAGGACGACUGCGUGGCCCCCUUAGAGCGACUGCAAGGACAUGUCGAUAUCCUUACCGCAACGUUCCGAAAGAUUCUGGAUUCACCGCCAUCGAUUGCCCGAUUCGUGGUCGAGUACGAUGCCUCCAAUACAGUGCUUGAUAAGAUUUGCUGGCCAACAACCAAGCUCAUCGCUGAGUUCUUUACGACCCUGGCUCCCUUGAAAACAACAGUAUCUGAGUCAUCUGCCGCCAGAAAGCGCCUCGAUGACCUCGCUGGGAAGGUUCUCGGCUUGCUCAAUAACGGUGCAGAGGUUGUUUUGGAUCGACUGCCGACAAACACAUCAAGCUUGGCAAUCGCACAACGAUUUCACAAAGCCAUGGUUCUCGAGUUGCUGUCGCUUCUGGACAAGCCUUAUAUCGGCAGGGAAUUGCGGUGUGUGCGACAAAUCUGGAGGCUCCUGGAACUGUCGUUCCGCCAUCGGUCGAAGCUGGAUCCGUCUGGCGACACUGCGUCGAUGACUGUCGAGCGUCUGUCACAAAAUGCGGUUCAGAUGUUGAGCAAUUUAUUCCGUAUGGCGACUCAAGUUGUCGGAACGGAGACACACUCGAUGAUAAUCAAAUCCAUUUUGGCGGCUGCCUUAUUCUUUGCGAACUGCCUCGAGCGUGUGAUCAAGGCCUACGUCACAGAACUUCCAAAGGGCUCUAUGUUUCCGAAAACUAUGGAUAUUCUCUAUUUCCUGAGCAUGAUCUAUUUUUGCGACAAUCAUCUUGGUACCCUCAGUUCGAUGUCGCUGUUUUCAAAGCUGGAUGCAGUACUGGCUCUCCUGUCUUCUCCUGGCUUGGAAGAGAACCAGCAGGCAUGGUUUCUUUCGAGUUUAUGCAAAUAUGACCUUGAGUCACAGCGUGCCUACUCCCCUCAGCUGGUCAAGCAAGAUGCAUUUGCGCUUGCCAAGAUCCAGGUCCUUAUAUUCCCACUCAGGAGUCUCCAUAUCACCCGGCCCGAGAACCAGGAAUCUCUGGUUGAAGAAGUCACUGGCAGUUUGCUAUGGUGCCUCGAUCACAGCAAUCCGUUCGACGCUGUACGUGUGCCCUCGAGCCAGGCGGGCACACUCUAUUCUGGUCUUGUAACGAGUACUGUGGUAUUUGCAAGUCUGCUCGACGAAGGAUCCUUGAACGUCUUCACUAAGAAAAUGACCCAGGCACUCAUCAAUUGCCACUCCGACCUGGUGUACACAUUCAUUACCGAUACCAUGUGUUUCCUUAUUGAUCAAAGACCGGUCUGUACUUUCGAAUGCUAUGUGCGACAGCUGCUGCCGGGGCUAGUUGGCAGGGUAUCAGCACACCACGCGCUGUCUGUGCGGCUGUCGAGGUUUGCUGGGCGGAUCUCGAUGGCGUUCGCCCACAAGCUCAGCCAGCGCGGUCCUGUGGACGCAACAAAGCUCCUGCCCGAAGGCGGACUACUCAAGAAGUUUCAAAGCACAGACAACGACUAUGUUCAAUAUCGAAUGGAUAUACUAUCGCGCCUGGGAUGCUCAAUUGGAUACGAUAUCCAACCGGCAGAGUCACUCGAGGAGCAUGUAGAAGUGUGUUGGCGAAUCUGCACACGUCUGACAAGCUGCCUUGAAGACGAAAAUUCUCCAAAAGAGGCACUCAGAUGCUUCCAUGCCGUGUCUGUCGCACUGGGCUGUCUGAGGCAAACGAUUCAACCGAGCACAGUCCACCCAUCCGAUGCGCGAUCGGUGUCGCAUUUGGACUCAGUCUCAAAUAUGCUUGUGGCUCUAGUUGGAAAUAUCCAUAGCGUCGUAAGCUUUACGCACACGCUCAUCGCACUCCCGGAAGAUGCCGAAAUGGUCAACCAGAUCUUUAUCACAACGCAGACUAUAGUCGAACUUCUCUGCGCAAUUCGACACACGCUCUCACCGACAUCAAUCCAGCAGCUGGUUGAGGCAUUCGUUGUUUGGACUCAGUCGCCCAUGAGCGAUAUCAUACCGGUGGACGAUGCGCUUGAACUGUGCUUUCGGCUCCUUGAGGAUACUCCUGAUGCGGCACAGCUCCUGACCGCCGAGUUUGGCCAGCUUCUUGAAUACGCUGCCUCAGACAGAUCCAGUUGGCUGACACGCCAACGCUUCGAGUUGCUUCAACCUUCGGAUCCAUCCAGUUUCCCGGCUGCUUUCAGCGAGCUGCAGCUUCGAAUCCAAACGAGCCACUCCAGCCAUGCUCUCAACCCCCUCCAGCAAGUCGCACUGCCUCGCUCCCUUUACGUCGCCGUUAUGCCUGCGGAUUCUGGUUCAGCGGCACCGUUGUCCACGACAAAUGUCAGCCUCAGCGGGAGGUACUGGCGCCCUCCACCAACGGCCCCCGAGUCCCCCGUGGAAACGAUGCGGUCGCCUGGCCAGGGUGCAAGGAACCGAUAUGACGCAGCGUCCUCAUCUGCACAGCCGUCAUUUUCGUCGGCAGUGUCGCCAACAGCAGCAUCAGAGUCAGCGGCUGAGAUGCUGGAUCAGAGCGUGAGCGUACUGAUGGCUCAUCUCCAGGACAACCGCAGCGGGCCACUGCUUGAUGGCCAGCGGGAGAGACUGUUGGCGCUGGCAUCGUUGCUGCAGAGCAAGCUCGGGUCUGGGAGAUAGUCGGCGUCUCCCAAAGCCUCUUGGGAAUCCGACCCAAGACAUCCGCACUCUCUAAAGCACCGGUCUGCAAAUCACCGUGGCCAAGACUGGCCAAGAGCACAUCGCUUGUGUUCUUGAGGUUGCGGCCUCGAGCCGACGCCGCCCUCUGCGCCAGCCCA
Messenger RNA from Polychytrium aggregatum, 3334 nucleotides. RefSeq lists its product as uncharacterized. Bases 96 to 3176 code for a protein of 1026 amino acids. The transcript is spliced from 14 exons. The record is from RefSeq and is a predicted model, not a curated record. Lineage: Eukaryota; Fungi; Chytridiomycota; Chytridiomycetes; Polychytriales.